UAGACAGUGUUGGUUAUUGGCGGAAUAAGUAUACACAUAAAAAAUUAAAUUGAAGCACAGCACCCACAACGCACACAUAUAUUUACUAAACGGAGUGCGACGUGUGCGAAAAAUAAGGAGCGGUGUGUGUGCGGAAAACCAAUAAGCAGGAACACCACCGAAUCAGCAGAAGCAGCACACAACCGCCAAUGAACACACUGGGCGCGAGCACGAACGGAGGAGGUGGAGGAGCUGGAGCACCCGGUAGCAACGGAUCCAGCCCAAAUGUGACAGCUGCCGGGAGCACUGGAGGCGGGGCGGUUGGCGAUGAGGCUGGUGGGGAUGCCAGCUCCCGGCGCCAAGCGACGCGGGUGUUCAAGAAGAGCUCGUCCAACGGCAAGAUCACCGUUUACCUCGGUAAGCGGGACUUCGUGGACCAUGUCACGCAUGUGGAUCCCAUUGACGGCGUCGUAUUUAUCGAUCCCGAGUACGUAAAGGAGCGCAAGGUGUUUGGCCAGGUCCUAGCCGCCUUUCGUUACGGACGCGAGGACCUGGAUGUCCUGGGACUAACGUUCCGCAAGGACCUGUAUCUGGCGCAUGAGCAAAUCUACCCGCCCAUGCAGUUGGAGCGUCCGAUGACCCGGCUGCAGGAGCGGCUGAUCAAAAAGCUGGGACCCAACGCCCACCCAUUUUACUUCGAGGUGCCGCCCUAUUGCCCCGCCUCCGUUUCCCUGCAACCUGCCCCCGGGGAUGUGGGCAAAUCUUGCGGAGUGGACUACGAGCUUAAGGCCUUUGUGGGUGAGAACGUGGAGGACAAGCCCCACAAGCGGAACUCGGUCCGUCUGACUAUUCGCAAGGUCAUGUACGCCCCCUCUAAAGCCGGAGAGCAGCCAUCGAUCGAAGUUAGCAAGGAGUUUAUGAUGAAGCCGAACAAGAUCCACUUGGAAGCGAGUUUGGACAAGGAGCUGUACCAUCAUGGAGAAAAAAUAUCAGUCAAUGUCCAUGUGGCCAACAACUCAAAUCGGACGGUUAAGAAGAUCAAGGUAUGUGUCCGGCAGUUUGCGGAUAUUUGCCUGUUUUCGACGGCCCAAUACAAGUCUGUGGUGGCCGAGAUCGAGUCGGAGGAUGGGUGCCAAGUGGCGCCGGGAUUCACCCUGUCGAAGGUUUUUGAGUUAUGUCCCCUUUUGGCGAAUAAUAAGGAUAAAUGGGGACUAGCCUUGGAUGGGCAGCUUAAGCAUGAGGAUACCAAUUUAGCGUCCAGUACGCUCAUUACUAAUCCUGCCCAGCGAGAAAGUCUCGGUAUCAUGGUGCAUUACAAGGUAAAGGUAAAGUUGCUGAUUAGUUCGCCGCUGCUAAAUGGUGAUCUCGUGGCUGAGCUGCCGUUCACGCUAAUGCACCCUAAGCCUGAGGAAGAGGAGCCUCCACCAUUGGGGGAGCGAUCGCCGCGGGCUAGUUUGGCCGGCGGUGGUCAGCCGCUGGUGAGCUUGGGUGACUGUGGAGAGGCAGAAUCGGCGGCAGGGGGUCAGGAUGUGCCCACCACUACCAAUCUCAUCCAGCUCGACGACGACGAGGCGCAGGAUGAUGACAUUAUAUUCGAGGACUUUGCCCGCCUGCGUUUAAAAGGCGCCGAAACAGAGGCCUAAAUGAGAGAGGACCCAUAAUGUUUUCGGAUUCAACUUUUGAUCGUCCAUCUGCAAAAAUAUUCACAUUACAUUUGUAUAAUAUGAAAAGGUAAAACAAAAAUUUGCGCAGCCGCUAAAUGUAAAGUUUUGUACCAAUAGCCACGGUAAAUAGUUUGUUGUAAGCUAUUUGAUAUGUGUAGGCCAUACGUUCUAGUAUCUAUAGGGCAUAAGCUGAAAGUGUACGAAUUUUAAAAUGUGAAAUUGUUUAACAAAUCAACAAAGCAAAUCUACACAAAACACACAUGCACUUGCAAAUUACACAUGCCAUGUUUUUCGGCCCCACCUGCAACAGUUGAAAGAAUGCACACAAAUUAUAUUAAUUUUUAUCCAAAAUGUACCCUUUUUUAUUUUAUCUUACAUUAUUAAAUGCUCAAUUUAAUGUCAUAUAACGAGACUCUGACUUUGGACUUUCCGUCAUUAUGAAAUUAUGAAAGUUGUUUCCGUUUAAUAUUUAUGAGCUUUGAUAUGCAACCAAAUAAAAUAUAGUGGUUUUUUAUUUUUUAAUAAAGUUUUAGUUGACUGCAUCGGAAUAACAAACAUACACACACAACUAUUAACAACAUUUACGCCAAAGGGUAUAGGAUAUUUUAUGUAAUAAAAAAGAGUAAGAAAAAUGCAAACCAAUUUGUUAUAAACUGCAAGCAGUCUUGUGUUAUUUAAGACAAAAAAUUGCAUCUAUUUUUGUAAUUAAAACUCGGAAUUAUAAUUGAAAGUGAAAUAUUGGUGUCACAGACACCUUUUUUUAUUCUUUUUGUUUUGAAAAAUUAAAAUAUUCAAAAACUAGUAGUUUAAAUGGCCAAUAUUAUAAUUAAAACGCAACCAAUCAAUAAUAAAAAUAUUUUAAUUUAUGAAAGGAUGAGUUUAUGGCCUCAGUAAUGGCUGAUUUGCAAUCGAAAUGUUGAUUCAGAUAGAAGGAAGGAUGUUCCAACCAACCUCAUUUCAAAACUACUUAGGAUAUGAAAAAGAUAUAAUCGAAAAUUCGAUUUUGUAUUGCGCUGAACUGAAAUUGCUUAUUAAGUUAAAGGAUUUUCCGAUAGUGAACGUCGAAUUUUGAAGAAAUAUAUGUGACACAUCAGUGUAACGUCACAAAAUCCGAUCAUUGAUCUUACUAUAAUUGGCAACGUCCGAAUCGAAAUUCGUCAACGAAAAAUUAAACACGGUUACGAAAGUGCGUAUAAUUAUUUUAGAGAUAGAAAUUUGGAAUUUGGUCAAUAAAAAUAUAUAUAUGUUCACAACAUUUCGGAUGGUAAACAAAACCAACAGUUAAGGCUGCUGAAGUUCGGUUCCUUUUAUAAAUAAAAAGAAAAAAAAUUGUUUUCAAGGGCUUUAAAACCCAAAAUUUAGCUUAAAUUUCAUUUUAGUGUUCCAAACAGCUCCAUGCAAAAGCAACGUAAGCACGAAAACAUUAAAAAAUGUUGGCAUUGUCAGAAAUUUACAUAUUUUAAAUGAAUUUUUAUAACGCGUAUAUAUAUAUAUACCCUAACACCGAUCGUAUAGGUUUGUUAAAAUGUUUUUAUCAAGUGAGAGAAGCCAGAACAUGAAAUAAAUGUGUUAAAUUAUAUAAACGUGGAUUACUAACUGGUUAAAUGGAUACAAUAUGCUAAAAAGAAUGAAGAUAUGUUAGAGCAAUUAAUAUUUAUAAAUGUAUAUUUAAAUGUGAACAUUAUUCCAGUACUUGGAUAAUAUUGUGUGAAUAUGAAAAUUGUUUGACAAGAUUUAUACUGAAGACGAGUGUAAAGCAUUUAAAUUGUAGACAUUCUUGUCCCUUAAAAGAUCAGCAAUAUCACUAGUUUAUUUUAGCAAUUUCCGAAGAAAGCCACGAUUUGUUUUGCAGUUGAUCCAACUGAACACAUAAUUGCACCAUCAACUAUUUAAUAAUAUACAAUAAUUUUAUUCGGA
Messenger RNA from Drosophila gunungcola (fruit fly), 3560 nucleotides. RefSeq names its product beta-arrestin-1 (gene krz). The transcript has 2 exons. Lineage: Eukaryota; Metazoa; Arthropoda; Insecta; Diptera; Drosophilidae. Gene Ontology annotation, molecular function: G protein-coupled receptor binding. The record is from RefSeq and is a predicted model, not a curated record. The coding region runs from base 189 to 1622 and encodes 477 amino acids. Gene Ontology annotation, cellular component: cytoplasm. Gene Ontology annotation, biological process: G protein-coupled receptor internalization; signal transduction.